Molecule: messenger RNA, 957 nt
Organism: Lycium ferocissimum
Lineage: Eukaryota; Viridiplantae; Streptophyta; Magnoliopsida; Solanales; Solanaceae
Exons: 4
Coding region: 1-957 (318 amino acids)
Source: RefSeq, a predicted model, not a curated record
AUGGAAUGUUUAUCCUUCCCUGAUCAGUUCAUUACUUGGGUGAUGGAGUGUAUCCAGUCAGUGAACUACACCAUCCUGAUCAAUGGAGAGGGUACCGAGCCUUUUGAUGCGGCCAAAGGUCUUAGACAAGGAGACCCCAUGUCUCCAUUCCUAUUUGCAAUUGCUAUGGAAUAUCUUAGCAGAGGACUAAAUGGCCUCGAAGCAAAUUUAGGAAAGAGUUCAAUGUAUUUUGGAGGUGUAUCCCCAACUCAGAGGCUGGAAAUGCUACAACUAUCAGGCUUUUCAUGUGGUGAACUACCUUUCAAAUGCUUAGGGGUUCCUUUAUCCACAAAGAAAUUGAACAUCAUGCAAUGGCAACCACUUAUCCUCAAAAUUGUGGCGAAAAUCUCUUCAUGGACAGCCAAAAAGCUUUCAUAUGCAGCUACUGUAGAAGUUACUUGUGGUCGGGAAGUAACAACGUCAGCUAAGAAGGCUCAGUUGCUUGGCAGUGCAGAGUAUGCUCUCCCAAAUGUGUGGGUGCACCUAUAUUAUAUAAAAGGCCAGGACAUAAACACUAUGCAGAUCCCCAAGCAGGCUUGUUGGAUGAUCAGAAAGGUGAUAGAAGCAAGAAGUACCAUGAACCAUGUGCAAGUGAAUAUAAGAGCUGGGAAAAGCUUCAUUAGACAAGUGUACUUUCAACUGUUAGGAAAUGAACCUAGAGUCCUCUGGAGGAACUUGAUUUUUCAAAAUGCAGCAAGACCAAAAGCCAAAUUCACGCUAUGGCUUUUGAUGCACGGAAGAUUGUUGACUACUGAUAGGCUGCAUAAAUGGGGAGUACCAGUUGAUCUAUCGUGUGUUUUCUGCCACAACCAUGAUGAAUCAAGAGAACAUUUAUUUGUUGAAUGCAUAUAUGGACAGUCGCUAUGGAGUAGACUAUUAACCUGGAUACAGAGACAACCAAUAGCUGCUACUGGAUAG